AUGCCUGUCGCUGAGCCAAAGAAGCGGGUUCUCACCCAAGCCCGCAGAGACCAGAAUCGGGCUGCACAGCGCGCGUGGAGACAAAGACAGAGAGAGCAGAAGAAGAUUGCCGUGAAAGGCAAUCAUAAACCAAUUCGCCUUGCGCCGAAGUCAACGGGUCCGACUCCUACUUCUACUUCUCCGGUGCAUUAUGGUUAUAUGACGGAUCGGCAGCAUGCUCCGAAUCGAAAUGGCUCGCAUGCUGCUGAGCCGCAGAAUAUUAAUGACCGCCCGGUUCCUGAAUUAUACUAUAGUCCCGAGGACAAGGAGUCGUCAUCGGAGAAUAAUAGCUCUCUCACGGAGAAAGACCUCGAUGGUUCCAGCCCGGAGGCUCUCGUCGAUGAUGAUUCACCAAGUGCCUUGAGCGUAUUCCUCCGUUCGGAAGAAGGUCAACAACUCAUCAACGUAACCCCCUCCGCGUCGACCUCCUAUAGCACUCUAGUCAUCAACUCCCUCCGAACCCUCCAACUUAAAGACACCCUGCACGUCCUCAACGCCGACCCAAUGCUAAACACGCUCCAAACGCCACACUCCAAAACUCUGUUAGCAAUGCUGAAUAACGCUCUCUGUCUCGGGUUUGAUAUUCACAAACUCAUGACUUGCCGCAAGACCUACAUGUCCCCCUUCUUCCGGGCUAUCUCCCCAACAGAUAACCCCCAGGAACUAGUAGCGUCAACCUUGAAUCAGUCCAUCCCCAUCCAUCUACAGCCGACAAUGGCCCAGAUUCUUGUUCCGCACCAUGCUAGUUUGGAUCUCAUUCCGUUGCCUUUGCUUAGGGAGAGGGUUAUCAUGUUGGCGUUUGCUAUGCCGCAGGUUUUUGAUCUGUGGGAUUUCAAGUUGGAUAUUUAUGUUAGGCACGCGCUGACGAUGAAAUUGGACGGGGAACGGCUGCCUUGGGAUCGGAGAUGUUGGGAGAUGAAGGGCUGGUUUGGGAAGAAGUGGGGAGUUAGUCUGUGCGAAUGA
Messenger RNA from Penicillium riverlandense, 1002 nucleotides. Its product is annotated as bZIP transcription factor. Lineage: Eukaryota; Fungi; Ascomycota; Eurotiomycetes; Eurotiales; Aspergillaceae. The record is from RefSeq and is a predicted model, not a curated record. The coding region runs from base 1 to 1002 and encodes 333 amino acids. The transcript is spliced from 3 exons.